AGUAUUUAUCAAAUUUGUAGGUUAUAUUUAUUCAAAGUGUUAUUGUUCACCGUUUUUUUAAUUUUGGAAUGUAAGAAUAGUAUUUAAAGAUCAUGGACUCAAGUACAUACAUUUUGGACACAAUUCGUCAAGAAAUAACUGAAAAUAACCUUCAGCUCAAAGCCCUAAUUCAAGAUAUCGAUGAAUGUAUUGGACCUCUAAUAGAGCUGCAAGCCCUAAAUAAUGCAGGCCGUUCAAAGAUAAGUACCCUAAGGAAAUUAAUAGGUAAAUUAGGAGAUGCAGCAAAAGAAAAUAAAAGCACAGAGUUAGAAAAAGAGGUUGUUUUACAACGGGAACAGUUAGCCAACAGUAUGGAUUCCUUUAAAAAGGCGAAUUUAAAGUCGAUGUUAGCUAUAGAAAAGGGCGCUAAAGAGGAACUUCUUAAACCGAAAUACCCAGAAAGUAUCGUAAGGCAACGUCAAAAGAGGGAUAAGGAAAAUAUGGCUACAAUGAGUUCUAAUGUAACAGAUCAGCUACUUUCUAUCAGUCGACAAUUAGCAGAUACUACGCAAAAAAGUGCAGCCACGCUAGAGUCGCUAGUGUAUUCUUCCGAUAGUGUAACUGGCACUCAAGAAGAAUUAAAAGUUACAUCGGGUGUUAUUGGACAAUCUGGAAAGUUAUUAGCGAAAUAUGGUAGAAGGGAAUUUACUGAUAAGAUUUUAAUGUGUUUUGCAUUUGCUUUUUUCAUUUUUUGUGUUUUGUAUAUUGUACAAAAAAGACUAUUUUAAAAAUAAAUCAUUACAUUUAUUUAUAUUUUGAAUUAAGAUUUUUUCCAUACUUGGACUAAAAAUGGCGUCGGCUCGAUCAUAGGGUGUCAAGCAAUGAUAUAUAGUUAUAUACAUUGCUCAUCCAUGAGUAAAUCGCAUGACGUAAAAUGGGUUUUUAUAAGGCGUAUUUUUCCUUUAUCUAAUGUAUGUAACGUUUAUCUUUUAUCUCAAUUUUGUCGUUAAAAUUUUUACAUGUUUAAAUAUUCAUUUUAUAAAUAUAAACUAUAUAAUUUUACAGAUAAUACCUUUUUCGAUUUUCGGC
Messenger RNA from Psylliodes chrysocephalus, 1068 nucleotides. NCBI's taxonomy places the organism in Eukaryota, Metazoa, Arthropoda, Insecta, Coleoptera, Chrysomelidae. The record is from the annotation of a GenBank genome assembly.